UUUCCACGAUUAGGGUUUAUACGCUAGGCUAGGAGGUCUCGCGCUCGCGGAGCUAUGGCGGCGGCAUCGGGCAGCGGCGAUGGAGGAGGAGGCGCCGCCGUGCUGCUGAGCCGCUUGUCCGAGGAUCUCCUGGUCAACAUUUUCUCGCGGAUGGAGGAGGAUCCGCGGCAUUUGGCGGUGCUGGCGUGCGUGUGCCGGCGAUUUGGGUACGUGAUUCGGAGCUUUUGCUGGCGGAAUCAGUGCAUGAGGGCGCUGCCCACCAUCGUGCCCGAGGUGCUAGAGCACGGCCAGGCCCGCCAGGAUCACCAGGACCAGCUGGGAGAGCCAGCCGGGGGAUGGGCGACUCUGUUUAGGAUCUUGGUUUGCUGCCCGGGCCUCGACAGCGCUGGGGUGCUGCUAGAUAGCUGGGAUUUUGGGCUGGAAAGAGAGCUCGCUGGGGGUGGCGAUGACGAUCACACCAGGAAUGGUGACGAGCAUCGAUCGAAGAAGCGGAUCAAGCUUGUUGGAGCUGGGCCUCACGUAGCUUCCGGAUCCCCCACAUUCUCGAGAGAGCUGGGAAACAAGCUGCUGGCCAGCCGGUUCCGGACGGACAGCCUCUACCUCUGCGACUGGCCGGGGUGUGUCCAUUCGGAGGAGCGACGGAAGUACAAGCUCUUUCGUGGGAUCUUCAAGGACUUCAAGGCGUCACAGGUGUGUCGGAACUUGCGAGAUCUCAAGGCCAAGAAGACUGGCGAGAGCUGUGCGUUUUGCUUGGCGCCAUCAAUGUGGGAUAUGGUGACGAGCUUCUGCUUGAGACGAUCGCUCGAGUAUCACGACGAUGGCGAGCCUGUGGUCCGAGCUUAUGUCUGCGAGAAUGGACACGUCUGUGGUGCCUGGACGGACCAGCCAGCGUCUUACGUCCUGUGAGAUCUUCCAGGCGCGCGGCCAGAGCGGAAGGGCAGUGCAUAUAAACGUUCUUCUAUAGAUGGUGAUCCUUGACAAUAGUCUUUCUUCAAAGAGAUCUACGCGAACUUCGGCACUUUAGAGCCGAAGAGCAGCAGCUUCUCCUUGAUGGCGUCGGCCUCGCUUCCAUACUCCUUGAAGCAGAAGUACUCUUCGUGGAGCAUGUCCGGGGGAACUUUGCCUUCGCUGUAACACACGGAACACAGGUUGAAGUUGGCGCUUACCUCUCGGAAGCGGGGGCCAACGAUCUCGUAGCUGCAAACCGAACAGUUGAUCCCGUUGUGCCG
Messenger RNA from Selaginella moellendorffii, 1229 nucleotides. RefSeq names its product phytochrome A-associated F-box protein. The record is from RefSeq and is a predicted model, not a curated record. The transcript has a single exon. Bases 55 to 906 code for a protein of 283 amino acids. NCBI's taxonomy places the organism in Eukaryota, Viridiplantae, Streptophyta, Lycopodiopsida, Selaginellales, Selaginellaceae. Gene Ontology annotation, molecular function: protein binding.